AGGCUUUGGCGGGUCAUGGAGUGGCAGCUGCUGGUCUCUGUGUGGAGGCCGGAAGCGCGGCUGGGAAAGACUUCUAUCUCCACAGCGCGGACCGGAAGCGCGGCUGGUCCAAGAUGGCGGCUGGGAAAGGCCUCUAUCGCCACCGCGCAGACCGGAAGUGCGGCGCGGGCCCGGAAACGGCCGCGGCAUCCCCGGGGCAACAUGGUCUACGUGGCGGACGGGCAAGUUGUGGACAACAGGAGCCAAGCACCAUGGAGGCUCUCGUCAAUCGUGCAGUUUUUCUGGGGAAUAGUGGAGUUUGUUGCUUUCUUCUUUCGGACGCUGUUCAAUCCAUCUGGAGCCGAAUCUAAAAGGACUGGAAAUCAGUCGUCAUGGGGCAGACCUGAUGAUGGACGAGGCCCCCCUGGAGUUCCGCGGAGAAGAAUGGGUCGGAUAAACCACGGCGGGGGCCCGGCAGCACCGCCAAUGUCAGGGGGAUGAGGAAGGUAA
Messenger RNA from Leucoraja erinaceus (little skate), 489 nucleotides. It is a transcript of the gene selenok, whose product is annotated as selenoprotein K. NCBI's taxonomy places the organism in Eukaryota, Metazoa, Chordata, Chondrichthyes, Rajiformes, Rajidae. Gene Ontology annotation, cellular component: endoplasmic reticulum membrane; Golgi apparatus. The record is from RefSeq and is a predicted model, not a curated record. Gene Ontology annotation, biological process: calcium ion transport; endoplasmic reticulum calcium ion homeostasis. The transcript is spliced from 4 exons.